UAAAUGCUUUAAGGAGGGAUGAUAAUACAGAACUGUCAGUUUUCUCUGGCCUUUGCUUUGUUGGUAACCCUGAGACCGGGCGCUGCCCUGCCCUCAUGAGCCAUUACCCAGUGAGUAAAACUCUUCCUCUGGGUCUGCGUAUUGAGUGUCUUUUAACAUGGAUGACCUAGGUGUGCGGCCAGCUUCCUCUCAGCAGAUCCUAACCCAGGGUGUUCACCUUCGCAGGUGUGGGAAGAGAGGAGAGAGACCUGAGAGUGGGGCCGGCUGUAGGGAGGCAUCCCCACAGUGAAGGAUGCUUGAAGAAUCAAUCUUGGCUGCCCUGGAGCAGGAGCAGCUGGGGGAAGUCAAGUUGGAGGAGGAGGAGGCUGCCAGCCCAGAGGACCCCAGGCGGCCAGAGUCCAGGCUGAGGCCCGAGGUGGCUCACCAGCUGUUCAGAUGCUUCCAGUAUCAGGAGGACAUGGGGCCACGGGCAUCCCUGAGCCGGCUCCGGGAGCUCUGCGGCCACUGGCUACGGCCGGCUCUGCACACCAAGAAGCAGAUCCUGGAGCUGCUGGUGCUGGAGCAGUUCCUGAGUGUGCUGCCUCCGCACCUCCUGGGCCGCCUGCAGGGGCAGCCACUCAGGGAUGGGGAGGAGGUGGUGCUGCUGCUGGAGGGCAUCCACCGGGAGCCCAGCCACACGGGGCCGCUGGUGAGAGGGUGGGGCAGUGGACUGAGCAGUAUACAGAUGAUGGGGACUUGA
Molecule: messenger RNA, 739 nt
Organism: Macaca mulatta (Rhesus monkey)
Lineage: Eukaryota; Metazoa; Chordata; Mammalia; Primates; Cercopithecidae
Source: RefSeq, a predicted model, not a curated record